Molecule: messenger RNA, 480 nt
Organism: Microthlaspi erraticum
Lineage: Eukaryota; Viridiplantae; Streptophyta; Magnoliopsida; Brassicales; Brassicaceae
Source: the annotation of a GenBank genome assembly
AUGUCCACCGACGCCCAAUGUCGUACACAAACCCGCCGGAAAUCCGAGGACAUUGCUCUUCUCCGCGAUUCGGUAGUAAAGUUCUCCGAUCGUAGUGCCGGUAUCAGCCCAAGCCGUUCCUUCGGUGAGAUUGACGUCGACGGAUUUGAAAUUGAACAUGUCGAUGAUGAAGAACGGGACGGUGGAGGUGUAAGAGAGUCCUUCGAAGUCGUGGCCUCCGCUUCGGAUCCUGACCUGGAUCGGGAGGUCGCGGGCGCAAUCCUAGCGCCGAACCAAUGUGACUCCACGUGGGGUGACGAUGGCGAGGGGUUUUGGGUGUUGUGGGUUUGUCGAAACGGAGGUUGGUAUGCGGCGGCGGAGGACGGCGGUGAAAGAGGAGUUCAUUGGAAUGUAUGCGACGGCGGAGUUAGGACUUGUUGGGUCCGUUGGUUGUCGAUCAAGACAUCGGAGAAAAGCCACCGGGUCAGUCACGGAUUGUGA